Messenger RNA from Elephantulus edwardii (Cape elephant shrew), 351 nucleotides. RefSeq names its product small integral membrane protein 4 (gene SMIM4). NCBI's taxonomy places the organism in Eukaryota, Metazoa, Chordata, Mammalia, Macroscelidea, Macroscelididae. The record is from RefSeq and is a predicted model, not a curated record. The transcript is spliced from 3 exons. Bases 13 to 351 code for a protein of 112 amino acids.
CCUCGGCCAGUCAUGUUCUUUAGGGCCCAGUUGAGGCAAAUUCUGCAGAGGGUUCCUGGGAAGGAGCGACUUGGCAUCUACAGGUUCCUUCCCUUCUUUUUUGUCCUUGGAGCCGCGAUGGAGUGGAUCAUGAUCAGGGUGCGCGUCGGACAGGAGACCUUCUAUGAUGUCUACCGUAGAAAAGCCUCGGAAAGACAGUAUCAGAGAAGGCUUGAAGAGACACCAGAGGGUAUCAGGCUUCACGCUCCUCUGAAUGCUGCUGCUGCUGACGCCGACCUGCCAAAGAAAAACACUUGCUGCUUUGAUGAGAAAAUGAACCUGCCCAGUGUGGAGCAACCAAGAUCAGAAUGA